Magallana angulata is the source of this 5120-nucleotide messenger RNA. RefSeq lists its product as uncharacterized. The coding region runs from base 1356 to 3923 and encodes 855 amino acids. NCBI's taxonomy places the organism in Eukaryota, Metazoa, Mollusca, Bivalvia, Ostreida, Ostreidae. The transcript is spliced from 9 exons. The record is from RefSeq and is a predicted model, not a curated record. Gene Ontology annotation, cellular component: nucleus.
UAAAUCUUUCCAGCUAUAACAUUUUUUUCCCCAAAUCAUAGAAAUCCUAAUCCCUUCACGAUAACUGCGCGGUAAUGCUCUCUUGCAGGGCAAAUUGAUACACUUGCCGAAAAUUUAGUAGGUAGAUAAUUAAAUGACUUAAAUGAUACAAUUGACGUUACGUCAUAUUUCACCAAACCGUGCCAUUUUGCCCUGCAAAAGAGCAGUACCGCAGUUACCGUGAAGGGGUUAAUUAGUCUGGCAAACGGACUCGAGUGAACAGGUAGAUAGGGCGAAUGAACCCACUACCAAGAUAAGGUACGUAGAUUCUUAAUUAUACAAAUCAUGAUCACUGGACCAAUACUGGGGUUCUAAGAUGUGCUCAAAGUUCAACGACCUCAGACACAUAAAGUGAUAUCGACCUCGCAAGCUCAGUUGAUGUCACUUUCUGUGUCUUCGGUCGAUAUCACUUAACAUGGGUCCAUAUAACCACAUAUCGACCUACAAAAAUGUCCAUAAUUGUAUGAUUUUGACCUCUUAGGUCAUGUACUGAUGAAUAUAAAGUUCUGUUUCUUCUAGAUAGUUGGAUAUGAGUUAAUCAGAGAGGUAGAAGUUAAUCAAUCAUAUACAUAUAAUAAUUUGUGUUUGUUAAACCGUGACCCCUGGAGCAAUGCUGGGUCUCCAAGAGAAGUUCAAGGUAUAACAGAGAAAUAUAUAGGGAAAUGUUUAAAGAUAUUCUUAUUUAUAAUGCUUCAUUUAGCUACAUUACUCUGUAAGCAUUUUCAUGCAUACAAAUUACCAACAUAUAUCCUCAUAUCAAAGUCACAAGUCAAGAGCAUUUUUCACUUUUGACAUUCAUUUAUAUACAGUUUCUUAUACAAUUUUGUCAUCGUUGAUUAUACCUUUAUUGAGGCCUAAGAGAAUAAGAUUGUCCAUUUGAUGGACCUUAGAUCUAAGGUAAUGAGUGCUUGGAAUUUUUGUGAGUUUCUCAAUAUCUUUAAAGAGUUAAAUAUUAAAAAAAGAAGAUGGGUAGAAUGCCCAAACAAAGAUGGAUAAGAUACAUGUACUGUAAAAUAAAAAUAUCAACAAAUCUGAUAAGUCUUUAAAACAUCAUUCAAAACAAUGUAUAUUUUACAUAAAAUCGAUUUGUAACCCUUAAAUAUGUUCAGUACUUGGAAUAUGUUGAUUUAAACUGGGGAAUGCUUAUAAAAACUCAAAAUUGUGUCAUUUUUUAGAACUUUAAUGCCUUUUCUUUUUUAGAGUGGGUCAGUGCGCCUUAUUUUUUUCAUGGUCUGAAGGAAAACAAACCAGUUUCAAUCAAUGAAAACAUGGAGAAAUUGCAAUAAAUUGGAUCACAUUUGCAGCGGCUGCUCCUGAUGGAGGCAGAAAAAGAUAUAAAGUGUGGCUUUUGUCACCUUGGAGUUGAAGCGGAACCAGUCUGUGGCAAACUACAUCAUGACAACAAAAAUACUUCGGCCCAUCACAAGUGCAUGCAAUAUUCAGCUGAUCUUGUACAGUACAAGUUUACAAGUUUUGGAGGAUUUGAAAUCAACAAAGUUGAAAAAGAGAUACGCAGAGGCAAUAGAUUGAAAUGCUCUAUUUGCAAGACUGACAAGAGUAGACAGGGAAAAUGGCUGGGUGCUACAGCUGGUUGUGCUAUAUCCAAAUGUUCUAAAACCUUCCACUACUACUGUGCCAAGUUGGAUGAUGUGGCCAUCACAGAGCGCAGUAAAAACUCUACAAUUGUUAUGUACAGAGUGUUCUGUGGAGCUGACCAUUAUGAGCAAUUUAAUAAAAAUCUAAAUAAAGGUGCAUUAAAAAACCAGCAUCAGCAUUUAGUAAGGAAAUAUUCUGAAGAAGAGCAAGGAAGUGAUGAUGAAGAUAAUGCAGUACAUGCAGAACCAGACAGCCUGAACACACAGUAUGAUGAUGAUAUUUUAAUGAUAAGCCAGCUGUCACCAGAAAAAGACAUGGAUGAGGAAAUGUGCAGUACAUGUAGCAGCGAAGGGGAUGCAAUUACAAUGUCUGCUAGAGAAAGCAAGAAAUCAGAAGAGUCGGCUACACUAAAUGUUAAAAAAGUGUCUGAAGAUAAACAGAAAACCAAAACUAGCCCUUUGAAGAAAACACUAAGUCUAAACAAACAAAAUACAUCUAAAGAAGAUGAUGAGAUCGAUCUAAUUACAGAAAUCAGUGGGAAUGAGAAUGAUUUGCAAAUUGUGAAUGAUUCUAGUGAUUCUGAGCUGGAAGAUCCAUUUCAUAGCAAGGCAUUAGAUGUAAGUGACAGGCUGACGGACAUUAGAGGUGACAGGCGUCUAAUGAAUAGGUCACGGAACCCAAGUCCCGAACUGGAGGAUUCAGACACAAUUGAAAAUGAAAAUAACAGUGUACUAAAACAGAAAGAGAAAGCCAAAAAAAGCAAUGUUGAGGUUGUGAAUAAAAAAACAGAUGUUAAUGUUAAGAAAGGAAAUCAGGAGGCAGCUACACAACAGAGGACACAGGUCACAAAAAAUGGAAACAAAAAAACCCGAGCAGCAGAAAACCAAACAUUUUCAACCCCAAAGAACAACUCCCACGGAAACAACAAAACCUCAAAUGGAGCCCAGAGAUUCAUCACAGCUGAGCUACACAUCACAACUUCCCUGUCUUCCAUUGAUGAAGUUAACACAGAGGACCAGGCUACUAGUAAUGGCCAGGGGUAUAGUUCUGAUGAUGAAAUGGUUCAACAGACAAAUGUCUCCAAGAACUUGUGUAAUACCAGAGACAAGAGUAGUCCACAAGUCCUCCCCCACACACCAGGGAUAAGUUCAGAGUCGGAAUGGGAAGAAAUGGCCAAAUUUCCCACUUGUGCUUUAGCAAUUAGCAGUACAACCAAAGUUUGGCCAUCCAAAAAGAUCAUGAUAAUCCAAAAGGCCAGGGACAGCUUUGAUGUGGAGAAUGUUGCUAUCUGGACCAGUUCAGAAAGCUUUUCAGAUCAACUGACUGAAGACCAUCUUCCUCAUUUCAUAAAAAUUAUUACAAAUAUGGUCAGGAAGAGAAAGUUUAAGAAGCUUGGGGAUUUGUUGACAGAAACCAAUUGUCAGCUUAAUCAGAUGGAAUCAAUUGAACUUCUGCUAGACCUUCCAGAACAAAUUGUGAACAAAAUCAGGUCCUCAUUUCUGAGUGAAGUAAGGAAUGAAAAUGUCAAUGGAGAAGAGGUCCUCUUCAUGGAUGCCAAAUUAAAUACUCUGUUUUUAAAGUUGAACGACACUGUGGACAGAACAUGCAAGAUACGGAACAGACUUCUUCCAAAUGCCAAAGAAUCAUUGGGCCACCUGUAUGAAUGGACAGAUGCUACAACUGUGUCGACUACCCCUUUGAGCCAAUCAGAUUCUGAAUUUGAAUGGAAAGGAAUCUGUGAUUGGAUGAAUCGGGAAGGUUGGAACCAAUGUGAUUCAUACUUUUAUCCAUCAGAUGACAUUUUUCUUGCAUCCAAUGAAAACCAGGGUAUAAAAAAAUUAAUACAGAAUCAGUCUGAAAGAGAAGGCCAGGCCCUUAAUAGGAAAGUGUAUUUUGUCAAAGCGAUGAAAGACUUUAUGAAAAGUAUUACUUUUAUGUUUCUUCAAGAACUGAUUCGUUCUGCUUGUGCUGACACUAAACACUCUCUCAUAAUUUGUCCUGCGACUCAAAAUGCCAGCAAAGAGUCUCUUGUUCCAGCAGAUCUUGGGAGGGAAACCGUUGUUCAGAUCAUGAGUGCCUUCAAACCAUCCAUUAAGAGAGGUAUAUCCAUUAUUGUCAUCAGUCUGAGUAACCAAACUCCAAGGAGGAAGACUGUAGGUCAGAUGCCAGCAACAUCUUGUGAGGAUGAGAUUACCGUCUGUCCAGUGGUAGAACCGGUGAGGAGUGAUCGAAAACGUAGAGCAGUAGCUACAAAAUCCACCACACCACAACAGAAACGCAAAAAAUAGCUCCAAAUUUGUUAUUAAAACUAUCAACACUAGUCAUUUCAUGCUAUUCUUAAGUGAAUUAACAUUUGAGGCAUGAUUUUCUUGAAAAAUUUCAAUGACUCCCUUUUCAUUCAGUAUGAAUUUUUUGGAAGCAUUUCAAAUGACCAUGCAGUUGUUGUAAGCAUCGGAGUGAAAGUACCGUAAUUCUGACAUCAUGUUUAAGGCAGUACUGUUUGGUUUUAGAUGAUUCACAGUUUAGUUCAAACAUGAUACAUGUAUUGGAAUUUGGAGUUAACCAAUUUAUCAAAUUGUAUUAAUCAAUAUCAUACCACACUGUAUGAUACUGUAGGUAGUACAUAACUCAGGGAUGUACAUCUACAUGCCUAUUUAUAUUUUUUACGAUUUAUUCAGUGUGUGCAUGUGUAUUACCCACUAUGACUUUUUUUUAACAUGUUUUAUUAAUAAACUACAGUGUAAAACAGUGAAGUCAUACUAAAAAGUUGCAAACUAAAAUCCCACCAUGUAUCAUGAUCCUAUGACUAACAAACGGCAGCGGUUGAAAAUCUCAUGCAUCAAGUCACAGUUCACCAGUUUGUUGACAAUCGUGAGAAAAUCAUGACAAUUUUUUCAAAUUUAAAAACUUGUGUGCACAAUUUGUUACGAAUGUGGAGACUAAGGACAAAUGACAAUUUUUAUAUUUUUUGUAAAUUGACAUAGACCUGUAAUUCAUACUUUGUAUUUCAAUAUAUCUCUAUGAACUUUAGACCAGUGUAUAUUUUAUUAAUCAUGUUGGCAUUUAAUGAAGGACUCAGAAUGUGUUCAUGUAGGUGUUCAUGUAUUUUAUGUAAUAUUCAAUCUACAGCCAAAUGAUUCUUGGUACAUGUAUAUUAUAUCAGGUUGUCAAAAGUCAGUGUACGUAUUUUUUUUUUUAAUUCAAAUUUAUAUUUAAUAAAAAAUCAAUCUACAGCAAAAAGAUUCUUGUUAUAUCAGAUUGUCAAAGUCAUUAUUUUUUUUUACUAGUAUUUUGCAUUUGAUAACUUAUUAUAAGUAAUAAUCCUUUAUGACUAAGUUUGAAUUGGGCAUGGUCAUGAUGUGAACUACAAGUUUUGAUGCCCAAAAUUUGAAUGUUAAUUAAGUUGAAAUUUUAUACAGCUUUGUCCUUUUGAUUUAAUGUUUAGCAGAAUGAUGCUUUUUAGAAAAAUUGUUUGAUUUUCUUAA